AAACUUUAAAACAGCCUCUCCGGCGAAGCAGAGGGUAAGGUUGUGUACAUUUGUCCCUCCUAGACCUUGCUGUAAUGGAAGCUUCUUGCAUUUUUUUUUUAAUGAUCAUUAAUUAGAAACUAUUAUAUGACCAUCGUUCUUUGACCUACAUGGAUGAUCAAAUAACCGGCAGUUAGGCACAUUGUAGCCAACAAUAUGAUCACCAUCCCAUGGUCGAUGUCAACAAUUUCUUCUUCCAUGCCUAGCUUCAUGUGCACUUUAAUUUUAUAAGUUACAAUGGUUAUUGGACUGUAUGCAAGCUCCAUGUUCUUGGACAUAGUAGGCUAUUACUCUAGUUUGGCUCUUCAAAUUUGUUUUGUUCUUACAAUCACACAGGUUGAGCACAACAUCAGUAUAAAAAAAAAUUAAGUAAAUAAACCUCAAAAGGCUAUUCUACCACUAAAGCAAUUCUUCUUGGUUUUUAGUGCUAGUCUAUAAUUAAGUUAGUUCGCGGUACAAAAAGAUAUUUGGUCUUAGUUUUGGUGGGAUAUCAACUGGUUGAAUUAUAAACUUUCAUGACCUUAUUUUCCCAAUCCUAUUAUAGAAGGGAAAAAAAUAAAAUAAUUCACUUCUCUCUAGGUUUACAAAUACCUUCUAGGUUUUAAUAUUUUCUAAAAUACUCUUUAAGAUUUCAUUUCUUUGGUUAGCACAAAGGUUGCAUCUAAACUCCACAGGUAAGCCGUAGGGGUAUUGAUUAACUUGUCACUUAAAUUUCUUUUUAUGCAAAACAGAACAUUAAAAGAUAUUUUUAAAAAUACUAAAACCUAUAAAAGAGUAUUUAUGAAUUAUUCCAUUUCGCUAGUUGCAAGUACUUGGCUGCAACCAGGUAGUAGCCAAAAGUUUUCCACUUUCGGAUAACAGCUACAGUAAGAAACGACACCAUAUAAGGGACAACACGUUGGCAUCCAAGUGGACUGAGAAGCCUCUUCCUCUCUCAAUCUCACACAAACGCAGUGCAUAAGCUCAUGGUGGUCGACGCAGACGCAGACACAGACACAGCCGAGGAGGGACGAGGGAGGAGAUAGGAGGAAUAGGGAUCUUUAGAUAUUCCAUAUAGUAUUUCCUUAUUCUUCGAGAUCCUCUGGUUCGGUACGUCCAUGCUGAGUUCCUGCUAAGAUGAGAAACAUGGGGAGUGCCGUCUCUGCUAGAGGCGUCGCAGCCAUCGUAGGCAUUGGACCAAAGCUUGGCCGCUCUAUCGCCCGCAAGUUUGUCCACGAAGGCUACACCGUUGCCAUUCUCUCUCGUGACCUUGGAAGACUCUCAAGAUACGCAGACGAGAUUGCUAGAGAAGAGAAAGCGCAGGUAUUCGCAAUCCGCAUCGACUGCUCCGACUCUCGGAGCGUGAGAGAGGGAUUCGAAGGGGUUCUGUUCCUUGGGUUCGUGGAGGUUCUGGUCUACAACGCAUACCAGCCAGUCUCAUGGCAACCCACCAGCAUCGCCGACAUCAACGUCGAUGCAUUCCAGAAGUCAAUCAAUGUCUCCACCGUCGGCGCUUUCCACUGCGCUCAGCAGGUUCUUCCGGGCAUGGUGGAUAGAAGGAAAGGGACCAUUCUCUUCACAGGCUGCUCUGCUUCCCUCAAUGGCAUUCCUGGUUUCUCUGAUCAGAGCUCUGGAAAAUUCGCACUAAGGGGACUGUCGCAAUGCCUGGCCAAAGAGUUCCAACCUUUGGGCAUCCACGUCGCUCACAUUAUCAUCGACGGCAUCGUUGGCACACCUAAAUGGGCAUCAGUUUCGACAUCACAGAGAUCAUCGCAGCAUCAGAAGCAACAGCAACAGCAACAAAGUGGAGGAGGGGAGGAGUCGAUGGAUCCGGAUGCAUUGGCUCAGACCUACUGGUAUUUGCAUAUCCAAGACCCAUCCGGUUGGACCCAGGAGAUUGAUAUUCGAUCUCCCACCCAUAGAUAUUUCUGAAUUCUCACAUUUGAUUUCACCCACCCUCUUCUUAUAUUCUGUUCCUGUUAAUCACCUCUUAAUUGUUCUAUGAUAGUCAGUAGUUACUUCCUCAAGCAGCCUGCGACAUCCUUCGAAAUCGACCGGUCUCGGGUACAUUGUCUAAUACAGUGGUUCUGAGUGGUGUAUAGUCCUGUAAUAUGUACUCGCAACCUAAUGUCCAAAAAAUGGAAUAAUGAUGUAUGAUACC
Macadamia integrifolia is the source of this 2179-nucleotide messenger RNA. Its product is annotated as diacetyl reductase [(S)-acetoin forming]-like. The transcript has 5 exons. Lineage: Eukaryota; Viridiplantae; Streptophyta; Magnoliopsida; Proteales; Proteaceae. Bases 1156 to 1950 code for a protein of 264 amino acids. The record is from RefSeq and is a predicted model, not a curated record.